AUGCCAGCUGUUGGGGACCAGCAUCGUGGCGGACCCGCCUCUAUCGGGAUGCCCAACGCCCCAGGCCCUGUCACUGCGAACCCCUUUGAGGAACCCGAACGCCGCAUCAAUGAGUAUACUGCAAUGGAAAUUGCCACAUUACAGGCCCGCCUCGACAAGAAACUUGGCCCCGAAUACAUUUCCUCGCGACCUGGCGCUGCGGGGUCAAAGGUUCACUAUCUCUCCGCGGACAAGUGCAUCAAUCUGGCGAAUGAGGUCUUUGGUUUCAAUGGCUGGUCCAGCUCGAUUCAAAAAAUUGACAUAGAUUUUAUUGAGGAAAAUCAAAACACUGGAAAGAUCAGCUUGGGGCUAUCGGUUAUUGUGAGGGUGACUCUCCGAGAUGGGUCUUUCCAUGAGGACAUUGGUUACGGCCAUAUUGAGAACUGCAAGGGCAAGGCCGCGGCUUUCGAGAAAUCUAAGAAAGAAGGAACCACAGAUGCUCUAAAACGUACAUUGAGAAAUUUCGGUAACGUCCUCGGAAAUUGCGUCUACGACAAAGAUUAUCUAUCCAAGGUCACCAAAGUCAAAUCUACACCGGCCAGGUGGGAUGUUGAUGAGCUCCAUCGCCACCCCGAUUUCGCACCAAUCAAGAAAGAAACCAUUGCUCCAAAACGCAUAGCUGAAGAUGAUGACUUACCCCCUCGGCCGCGUCCAGCCGAGCCUGUGAAAAAUAAUGUGUCUGAAAACAUCGCUGCCUUUGAUGGAGAUGGUGAAUUUGGCAGCGACCUUUUUGACGAAGCAGAUUUUGUUGUUACCACCACAGGAAACCCGGACGAAAUAUCAAUAGAGUCUGAACACCAGCAGCAUCAGCCUCCAACUCCUAUGAACCGUCCGGCUCCCCAGAGAGCACCGCCUGGUAGAUUUGACUCUUCUGUUGUAACACCUUCCAAACCGGAGAGAUGGAACCCUGCCAAUGCUGCUGCUGCAAGACAGUCAUUACCGCCAAAUGCCAGAGCAAAUCCACCAGCUAUGUCCGGCACGAGGCAAUCAAUGCCCGCACCUGCCCCACAGAGUAUGCCGCGUGCUCGACCGACGGACCCUGGUCAACAAAUGCACAACUCCAAUGCCCAGCCACAGAUAAAAAGGGAACCUGGUUUCUCGCAUAACCAAGACCCGAAUCAACCACCAGCGGGAUCCCAGUCAGUGGGAUUUUACUCCGCAAGAGCAGUCGAUCUUGUUCGGGAUAACCCCAACGCUGUACCAGCUCCAGGAACUCAAUUUGAUCCCCACGCGGAAAGUCCCUCCAUCCGCAAAACUGCUGGUGUGGACCAUUCUAAGAGUGUUCCAAUUUCCAAACCUAUGCUCUCUGGUGCUCCACCAGCCAACAACAGCUCUCGUGACUAUGUUAACCCUGCAACUGACUUGCAGCGUCGAGUCGGAGCUCCAGGGGGUCCGUCAGGUGGGGUAGGCAGCCCUCUAUCAAGAGGCCCAUCGACUUCAUCUUACCGACCAUUGACCCGGCCCAACAUUGACCCGAGAAACUUACCAAAUGCCGCUGUCAUGAAUAGAGGAGGUAGCGUUCCACCACAGAAUUUGAACGGCAAACGUCCUCCUUUGAAUGAUGUUACUAAUGCGAGCACCUCACCUGUCACAAACUCUGCUGUACCUCCUCCACAUGGAUUGAAUGAGUCGAAGCGGCCUCGGGUAUCAGAUGGCCCUCCUGGACAACAGCAGCCCCCUGAAGCUCCCCCAAAAUAA
This is a messenger RNA of Penicillium macrosclerotiorum, 1737 nucleotides long. RefSeq names its product RAD52 DNA repair protein RADC. NCBI's taxonomy places the organism in Eukaryota, Fungi, Ascomycota, Eurotiomycetes, Eurotiales, Aspergillaceae. Gene Ontology annotation, cellular component: nucleus. The transcript is spliced from 5 exons. The coding region runs from base 1 to 1737 and encodes 578 amino acids. Gene Ontology annotation, biological process: double-strand break repair via homologous recombination; mitotic recombination; double-strand break repair via single-strand annealing. The record is from RefSeq and is a predicted model, not a curated record.